GGGAGGGACCUUAAAGCUCCGGGGCGGCUAGGCUGGGACCGGCCGCUCCGCAGGCACCGACGAACUCCGGAGCGGAGCAGCGCGGCGCGCCGGUCGCGUCCCGGGUGCCCUGCAGAGCUGUGCCAGCAGGUAAAAGGACACAGAAAAGAAGAUGGACUGGGGAAGUCUGCAGGCCGUUUUAGGAGGAGUAAAUAAACACUCAACCAGCAUUGGGAAGAUAUGGCUCACAGUCCUGUUCAUCUUCCGUAUCAUGAUUCUGGUCGUGGCUGCAGAGAGAGUCUGGGGAGAUGAACAACAAGAUUUUGUCUGCAACACACUUCAGCCUGGGUGCAGAAAUGUUUGCUAUGACCACUUUUUCCCCAUCUCUCACAUCAGACUCUGGGCCCUGCAGCUGAUCUUUGUUUCUACACCUGCACUGCUGGUGGCCAUGCAUGUAGCUUACACCAGGCAUGAGAAGAAAAGGCGGUUCAGAAAUGGUGAGAAAAUUGAUAUUGAAGAGCUGAAAAAUGAAAAGAUUCACAUUCGGGGCCCCCUGUGGUGGACGUACACCAGCAGCAUCUUCUUCAGGAUAGUCUUUGAGGCAGUCUUCAUGUAUGUAUUCUAUUACAUGUAUGAUGGGUACCAGAUGCCUCGCCUGGUGAAGUGCAGUGCAUGGCCCUGCCCCAAUGUAGUGGAUUGUUUUGUGUCUCGGCCCACUGAGAAAACAACAUUUACUAUUUUCAUGCUAGCUGUGUCUGGGAUCUGCAUGAUGUUGAAUUUGGCUGAGUUGUGUUACCUAGUGAUAAAAAUUUGCAUGAAAGAACCCAGGAAAACAACAGUUUUAAAAUAAUUCCCCAGUUUCAGGAUUUUCUAGCUCCCCGUUUCCCUCAAACUUUCUUAGGUGUCAGAAAACAAUCAGCAAUAUUUUCACAUUCGAGGAAAAGGAUGAAAAUGAAAGUUCAUUCAUGUUUUAGAAAUGUUAGCCUCCCUGGGAAGCUGCCACUGAGGCAGGUUUUAAAGAUCAUGAGCUAAUUCAGUAUUCCUGCAUCUACAAAUAGAGAGAACAGCUUUCUGGCAGCAGCUUUUCCAAGUAUGCCUACUGCUGGGAUCCUGUUGUUGGGACAGAGUCACUUUUCAAAAAGUGGGAGUGGAAAGGCCCAGAGAAAGCUCUAGUGCCCAAAGGAGAGCCAGGAAUCACAAACACACUGUGUCAUCUUCAGAGGCAUGCCAAUAACAGAGGGUUUUGGUCAAAAGCAGGGUGAAGGGUUUUGGGGGGAAACUUACAGCUUGCAAAAAGGAAGAAGACAGGGAGGUGAUUGUUUAUAGCAAGUGUCCUAUUCUCUCUUAAGUAUUCUGGAGAGCAAGGAAAAAAAAGGCCUAGGAACACAGGUACUCCAUGGCAAUGCAUGCUAUCAGCUCUGCUGGGCACCAGCAAUGGGUUUUAUCUUUUUAUCUCCUCACCUGUACUGAGGAACAUCUCCUGCAGGGUUGGAGGUGGCCAGUCUCAACUGCUUGUGAAUAUCAUCAGGUCAGUGCUGCCUCCCCCCCGCUCACAGGGGCUGCAGCAGUGGGAGGAAUUACGUUUGUUUUUUCAUUCUCUUGGUCAGGUGAAAAAAAGGAUUGUCACCUUGGAGAAGGUGGGGGCUGUGCAACUGUUUUCCUCCUUCUCUUGUUCUCCCCAAAUACUUUGUGAAGAACCUCAGUAUAGCAGAUUUUUAUUCCAUGAAUAGACUUUUUACCACCUGCCUCCUUCAGCUGUGUGCCUUUAAAAGUUGGGUUUUUUCCCAGUAAAAGCCAAGAAAAAUUGCCUUGUUUCAUUCUGUUUGUUAUCUGAAAGAAGUGCUUCAACACUUCCAGCAUGAUAUGCAGUAGGUUGCACCUACCAGUGCUCCUUCCAUCAGUCCCUUUUUCCUAUCCGACCUGCACAGUUUUUCUCAUAAAACCUUCUCCCUAUCUGAGGUAGCUUUCAAGCGAGUCCAUCAAACCACUCCCAGUCUCUCUGACGUUCCCCACUGUGAGAUUGAAUCACCCUUCCUCUUCUUACAGUAGGUCUAGCAGGAAUUACAGACAGCUUACAGAGCUAAAAUAGCAAAGGAACCCAAUCAGAAAUGAGGAGGAACUUGAUAUUUUUCUUAAAGCUCACAUUGCUGAGGUGUGAAUUGUAUAUUACUAACUUGAAAAACUAUGUGAGUCAGUCUGGUCUUGUCUCUCCAAAGUAGCUUCAAAACACAGUCUGAAAACACAUUUUAUGCAUGUCAUAGGCGGCUACACCAGCACAUACAGCAACAUGGGUUAUCUCCCAAGUGCCUGCCCAUUGAACCCAUGUCUAGAAAGCUGGCUGUUUCUCCUCCUUAGCUUUAAUAACUGGCUUUACCCCAAAAUGAGUGAGCACUAUCUCAGCUUCUCUAUUUGCAUCCAUCUUUUACUGUACAUUUAAGUUUAUCAAUGUUGGAGUAAAUAAAGCUGCAUUAAUUAAGACCCAUGACCCCUCACUGUGCACUGGAAGUGGAGAAUAAGCAGGCUCUCAUUGCUUGCAAGCUACAUCCAGUGUUACAACUUGCCUGCAGAUGGAAAUUGUCAUCUAAGAGGGGAGCAAGAAAAACAGAAAAACACCAUCCUCGGAAGCAUGAACAAAAAGAUAGAAAGUGAUUAAUAGUGAGCUGAACUGGAAACUUGGACUGUGAAAACAUCCUUAAUUCAACUCUGAAGAACAAAGCUUGGCACAUACCAGUUUUGUGCUUGGUAAAGUUCCUGUAUUGUUCUGUGUACAAGUACGAAGAGAACGAACUAUCUACACUCCCAGUGCUCUAGUAUUACAUUUCUUUUGUAACAACAGGAUUUUUAUUUUUUGUCUGAAAUUAUAAUUAAAGCACUCUUGUGGUGUCUGUUUUCUGUA
This is a messenger RNA of Grus americana (Whooping crane), 2875 nucleotides long. Its product is annotated as gap junction beta-6 protein-like. Gene Ontology annotation, biological process: cell communication. Gene Ontology annotation, cellular component: connexin complex. The record is from RefSeq and is a predicted model, not a curated record. The coding region runs from base 152 to 829 and encodes 225 amino acids. The transcript has 2 exons. NCBI's taxonomy places the organism in Eukaryota, Metazoa, Chordata, Aves, Gruiformes, Gruidae.